AUCAAUUCCUGUCUAUGUUUAUAUACAUACGCCGCAAGAAAAUAGUCCCAUUAUAAAUUUUAAUAUUUCGCUAAGAAGACAUUAUUAAAUUUUGAACGUAUUGUAACAAACGAGUAUUUCGUCGUUUAUAAAAAAUAAAGAUAUCGAAGUUGGGGGAUUACAUUUGUAUAAAUUUUUAGUUGUAAUAUUGGCUCACCGGUUAACCUUCUUUUUUGAUUCCAUAUCUGAAGAGGAACUAUACAUUAUCAUUCAUAUACUUUAUCAUUUUAUAAAAAAGAAAUUCUUAUUCAGACGAUAUGGAGGUACUCAAUGAUUGUGCUGCCUAUUUAAGCAAUUAUGAAGUUUUGGAUAUGCUUCAAAAUAUAAAGUCAAAUAAGAAACAAAAAAUGACUCAGAAUCAAUUAGCAACUAUUACUUAUCAAACAAUAAGGUAUUUGGAAGAUACGCCUUGUAAGAAACAGUCUCCAGAAAAAAUCAGAAAGUUUUUACAAUCAAUGGAACCUUUUAAUUUGACAAAAUGUGAAAAGUUGACUUUGUUAAAUGUUUGUCCUAAGACAGCUCUUGAAAUACAAUUGAUUGUAGAGGACAGUGAAGAUCGUUUAAGCAACGAAGAAGUAGAAUCAUUAUUGGAAACAAUUCAAAAUUGUUUGGGAGAACAAGAAAAUGAACAGGAAACAGAAACAGGGUAAUAGUGAACCAUUCAAUUUCUGAAAUGUCAUCUAUAGAAUCUUCAUCGAUCUGAAAGUAAAUAAAAGUAUAUAAAAAAAUA
Vespula vulgaris is the source of this 769-nucleotide messenger RNA. RefSeq names its product DNA-directed RNA polymerase III subunit RPC9 (gene crcp). The transcript has 5 exons. Gene Ontology annotation, molecular function: nucleotide binding. Gene Ontology annotation, cellular component: RNA polymerase III complex. Lineage: Eukaryota; Metazoa; Arthropoda; Insecta; Hymenoptera; Vespidae. The record is from RefSeq and is a predicted model, not a curated record. The coding region runs from base 297 to 689 and encodes 130 amino acids. Gene Ontology annotation, biological process: transcription initiation at RNA polymerase III promoter.